Molecule: messenger RNA, 2376 nt
Organism: Penicillium concentricum
Lineage: Eukaryota; Fungi; Ascomycota; Eurotiomycetes; Eurotiales; Aspergillaceae
Gene: abaA
Product: transcription factor AbaA
Exons: 3
Coding region: 1-2376 (791 amino acids)
Biological process (GO): regulation of transcription by RNA polymerase II
Cellular component (GO): transcription regulator complex
Molecular function (GO): DNA-binding transcription factor activity, RNA polymerase II-specific; RNA polymerase II cis-regulatory region sequence-specific DNA binding
Source: RefSeq, a predicted model, not a curated record
AUGGCUACUGACUGGCAACCGGAGUGCCUGGUCACUCAGAACCAGCCAUCACUGGAUCCUGUUGGAGCUCAUUCUGAUCGAGCUUUGCAGAAUACCACUGGGAAUGUCCAGUCCUAUUCAGACCAUUUGGCUCAUGCUGAUAUCGCUGCUCGUGAGGAUCAACUCCAUCAGCUUGGCUUCAAGUAUCCUCAUGCCCCUUACCCUUCUCAACCAUUGUCGGCUGGCUUGCAACAGCAGCAUGUAGCCGCCCGGCUUCAUCAACGGAAGCUUCGCAGACUUCACUCGGUUGGGCCUAACUCUCAAUCUCGCCGGGCACGAAGCAGCUACCUCAAGUCCCAUAAGUACAUGGAAUACCGGGGUCGUCCUCGUCGUGAUACUGGCAAGGAUGGAGAGCCGGUGUGGUCUGAUGAGUUGGAGGACGCUUUCCAGCAGGCCCUCGAAGCUAACCCUCCUAUGGGUCGGAGAAAGUGGUCUGAACGGGGCAAGUCGUAUGGCCGCAACGAGCUGAUUGCUGAGUACAUUUUCAAAUUGACUGGCAAGCGGAGGACUCGCAAGCAGGUGUCAAGCCAUCUGCAGGUCCUUGACUCUUUCUUGAAGGGUGAUCCCGAUUGGGAGCGACUUGUCCGUGAGGCAUCACCAGAGCGAUCCUCGAGUGUGCAUGGCUCAGCACCCGCUCCUAAAUGGAGAACGGCAGUGGAGCACCCUUCGGCGUCCAACCACUAUGGCAGCCACACACACCCAUCAUACCAUGACCACAUGAGAUCCAUGCAGCCAUAUGCUGGAGAUCUCCCACCGCCACACUAUACCCUUGGUUCCAAUAUGCAGGAGACUGCUGCUAGCAACAUUCAUGGCUUCAGCUUCGACAUGUGGGUCAGCGCUCCUCAGCAGGUCAAUCGCAUUGACAAGGCAUUGCAUGCAUACACUCGUCUGCAAAGUGAUCUGCACCACCCCGUUCAACCGCCCAUGCCUCUUGAGCAUUUCAAGGGGUGGCGGUCCUCUUUCCCUCACCUGGCCUCCAUGGUGGAUGACAUCAACAAUCCCCUGGACUGCGACAUCAUCUUGUUAGAAGUAAACCUUGAGCUCAUGACCGACUUCCCUCCUGCGGGAUCACGGCUGGGAAUCCAGCUUGACCUAGACUACGGUCACCCUACUGCUGGCGAUGUGUUGGGAGUCAGCCAGAUGGACAACUGGACCUGCAGCACGCAUGUCUAUGAAGAUAGCCAGAGUCUCCUCGAGACUUACCACGACCUACCCAAAACCCAGUCGACCAAGGUCAAGCCUCUCUUCGAAUCAUCUUGGUGGGCUAAGCUGUUCACUAAGUUGACCCAAGAGAAGCGUAUGGCCGAGGACUCGGGAAACCUCCAAGCUGCUCGCGAUGCCGACGAGCAUACCCGUCACUUCUUCCGCUCCUUGUCUGCCGUACAGGAGCUCCGUGCCACCUCGCCCAGCUCUCGCCGGCUUUCUAAUCAAUACCAAGGCCAUCAGGGCGAUGAGAGCAAACGCAUGGCCAUUCUGGCCUGGAAGUUCCGACAAACCCGACCCGGCGAAGUCGGCACCACUACUUGGAGACGACUAAUUCCCGCUCCCGACCGGACUACAACCAACAGUCCGCGCCCAAUCUCCGGGGUGGAUCUUCCUCCCCUCUCUCUGGAUUCCAUCCUUCUCAACAAACCAUCCCACCAGGGUGUUUACCAGGCCCCUCAGCCUCAUGACCUCAUCCACCACCCGAGCCAAUCCCACUCGCAAUGGCCCAUGUACCAAUCCUCCCACGAGAACGUGGCUCAUCUCUUUACACCCUCCCAUCUCGACUUCAUGACAUCCAUCAGCAAAGCCGAAGACGGACUCAACGAUAAAAUUGCCGUCACCUCCGUGCUGGACUCCUUCUCCACCAGCCUCGCACCCGAGAGCAUCCCAUCCACAAGCCUCCACGGCUCUAGCGCACCCGUCAUGCUCAACGUGCACGAUAUGCCGCUCUCCCACCCAGGGAUGGGCUACACAAUGGGCCAUGAAGCAUCCCACUACGUGCCAUCUCAACAGCACAAUGUGAACAUGCACGAUAGCAACAGCGUGCUACACGGCUUCUUUGGUUCAAACACCCAGCCGCUGGAUGAUCUCAGUCACGGUCAGGCUUCAUGGGGUGCACACUCCACAUCCAUUCCCGGGGAUGUCGGCCCUGGGAGUUACCACCUUCCUUACCAGCCGGAACACCACGGACCUGUAUCGCGCGAGUCUCAGCCACACCAUUUUGACAAUAUCUUGCCGUCGGAGGACCUAAUGGAUAAGAUCGUCGGGCGUAUGCCUAAUGGUCCCAGCAUGCAUGGGGCGGGCCCUGAUGUGAGCGCGGGCUAUGAUAACGCCACGGUGGAUGCGGUAUAA